Molecule: messenger RNA, 8650 nt
Organism: Lethenteron reissneri (Far Eastern brook lamprey)
Lineage: Eukaryota; Metazoa; Chordata; Hyperoartia; Petromyzontiformes; Petromyzontidae
Product: tight junction protein ZO-1-like
Biological process (GO): positive regulation of blood-brain barrier permeability; establishment of endothelial intestinal barrier; protein localization to cell-cell junction
Cellular component (GO): plasma membrane; bicellular tight junction
Molecular function (GO): cell adhesion molecule binding
Source: RefSeq, a predicted model, not a curated record
UCGUCCUCUUCUUCUCCUCCUUCUCCUCCUCUUCCUCCUUCCUUCUUCUUCAUUUGCGUCCGGACAAACGAAUGGGCAUGUGGCUGUUGGCGCACGAGACACCGCUGCCGUGAGUCUCUAAGCCGGGCUCGCUUUUGGGGCUGAGCUUGGCUGCUGCUGCUGCUUUUAACCAGGGUCUACGACUGAAGCAUGAAAUACAAGAAAUUCUUACCUGUCAUUCAGCUGGCCCUGGGGGUGACUCCGGCCAACCGGGAGUCGAUGCUCCCAAACCAUGGGCAUCCAAACACGUGGAUAACUCUGAUGGAGGAGGGAGCUCUGCCUGCCGGAAGCCACUGCCGAGGACGCCGAGGACGCCACUCAAGCCACGAAGACGACGAGGAGGAAGCUCUGUACGCCACGCUGCUCAGCAGGCGCAGCAGGAGCCUGGACUGCGCCAGCUACCCCAGGCUGAUGGCUGGCACCAUGGAGGAGACGAUAUGGGAGCAGCACACAGUAACCCUUAAUAAGGCGCCUGGCUUUGGAUUCGGGAUCGCCAUUUCCGGUGGCAAGGACAACCCGCACUUCCAGAGUGGAGAGACGUCCAUUGUCAUCUCCGAUGUGCUCAAGGGUGGUCCUGCGGAGGGGAUGCUCCAUGAGAAUGACCGGGUGGUGACGGUGAAUGGCAAGCACAUGGAAAAUGUGGAGCACGCCUUCGCUGUCCAGCAGCUGCGCAACAGUGGCAAGACUGCCAAAAUCACCAUCAAGCGGAAGCGGCGAGCUCAACCGCCGUCGUCGCGGCAGCCGCUGCAUGAGCCCGAAGCCGCCGACGAGAUCUUCGAGGCGGCCAAGGAGGACGAGGGGGAGGAGGAGGAAGAGGAGGAGGACGACUUCGACCGGCGGAGCGCGCGCAGCUCGCGCUCCGAGCGCAGCGGCCGCAGCGCGGCUCGCCGCGGAGACCGAGUCUCGGCGGCCGGCGGAGCCAGGGAGCGAGGGCACGGCCACGCGGGCGAGAGGGCCCAAAGCCUUGGCAGGCGCGAGCGUGAGGCCAGCCUGGGCCGCGUCGACAGGGACUAUGGCGUCGGCAGGAGCGAGCAGGACCUGACAUCAGGACGGAGCGACAGGGAGCGCAGCGCGGCCAGGACGGACCGGGAGCGGAGCGUCGGCCGGACGGACCGGGAGCAGGGAGUUGUCGGCAGGACCGAGAGAGACCCAGUUUUGGGCCGGACCGACAGAGAUCACGUCCUUGCUGGGACUGAGCGAGAUCGGAGUUUAGGGAGGGUCGAACGGGACCGUGGCCUCGGCCAGAACGAAAGAGAACGCAGUUUAGGGAGGAGCGAGGAAGAUCGAAAUGUCAUGAGGAGUGAGAGGAGCAGAGGCAGGAGCAUGUCUCCAGGGUCCUCUGACCGCAGGUCUGUUGGAUCCUACUACCAGCCUAAGCUUGUGAAAGUCACGCUUGUGAAAAGCAAGAAAUCUGAAGAGUACGGACUGCGCCUCGGCAGUCAGAUAUUCGUGAAGGAUGUGUCGGCCGAGGGGCUGGCAGCGCGGGAUGGGAACAUUCACGACGGGGACAUUGUGCUCAAGAUCAACGGCACAGUGACGGAGAACAUGUCUUUGGCCGAUGCCCGAAAGCUUAUCGAGAGGUCAAAGGGCAAGUUGAGGAUGGUGCUGCAGAGAGACGACCAGGGGACUCUCAUCACCAUUCCCGAUUUGGAAGACUCCAUCCCCUCCUCCAACCUCUCCGACAGGGAUGACAUCUCUGAGAUCCAGUCUCUGGUUUCGGAGCCGUCGGACGAAGCUCAGUCUCGUCAGAGCAGUCGCUCCCGCUCACGAGAGGACAUCAGGUCUCCCGAGAGUGAAACGCCAAGCAGAUCCACUGGCCAACCUUCCACCAGCUCGAAGAGUGGCAGCGACCCCUCCAGCAAGACGCUGUCCGGUGGCGCCGUUCCCACCCCCUUCAAGAAGCUGGAGGACGGCCCCUUCAAGGGCACGGCCGUCGCGCCCCAAGUCGUGACCGGCCCCGAGCAGCCCGAUGGAGGGGGCGGCAGCAGCACAAGCACAGCGCCACCCGCUGAGCCUCGGCCCACAUUCAGUCGAGGUGGGCAGCCCGAUGUUGACCUCCCGGUGAGCCCCACACCCGCUCUGCCCAACAGUACUCUUCAGUAUCAGGGCAUGGAGAUGAAGCUAGUGAAGUUUAGGAAGGGCGAGAGCGUUGGCCUGCGGCUGGCUGGUGGAAAUGACGUGGGCAUCUUUGUGGCGGGCGUGCAAGAGGGCAGUCCCGCAUCAACCCAAGGGCUGGAGGAAGGGGACCAGCUACUCAAGGUAAACAAUGUGGAUUUUCAGAACAUAAUUCGAGAGGAAGCUGUGCUCUUUCUCCUUGAGCUGCCCAAGGGGGAGGAAGUCAGCAUCUUGGCUCAGCGCAAGAAGGACGUCUAUCGGCGGGUGGUGGAGUCGGACGUGGGGGAUUCCUUCUACAUCCGCACACACUUUGGCUACGAGAAGGAGACACCCUAUGGCUUGAGCUUCACGCGGGGCGAGGUGUUCCGGGUCGUGGACACCCUCUACAACGGCAAGCUGGGCUCGUGGCUCGCCAUUCGCAUCGGCCGCAACCACCAGGAGGUGGAGCGUGGCAUCAUCCCCAACAAGAACAGGGCCGAGCAGCUGGCAAACCUGCAGUCGUUUGCCAAGGUGGCCGGGGGCGACCGCGCCGACUUCUGGCGCUUCCGCGGCCUGCGCUCCGUCAAGCGCAACGUGCGCAAGAGCCGCGAGGAUUUGGCCACGCAGCCCGUGCAGACCAAGUUCCCUGCUUACGAGCGGGUGGUGCUCAGGGAAGCUGGGUUCCUGCGGCCCGUGGUGAUUUUCGGACCCAUCGCGGACGUGGCACGGGAGCGGCUCGCUCGCGAGCUGCCCGACCAGUUUGAGAUUGCGAAGAGCGAGCCUCGCGAUGCUGGGGUAGACCACAAGAGGCAUGGGAUGAUUCGUCUCUACACCAUCAAGCAGAUUAUAGACCGGGACAAGCACGCGCUGUUGGACGUGACCCCUAACGCCGUGGACCGACUCAACUACGCGCAGUGGUACCCCAUCGUGCUCUUCUUGGGCCCUGACAGCAAGGCGGGCGUCAAGGCCAUGCGGCAGCGCCUGUGCCCCGAGUCCAACAAGAGCGCGCGCAAACUGUACGAGCGCUCCAUCAAGCUGCGCAAGAGCAACUCGCAUCUCUUCACGGCAACAAUUCAGCUGAACUACAUGAACGACGGCUGGUACGGCAGCCUGAAGGACACCAUCCGGCAGCAGCAGAACCAACUGGUGUGGGUCUCCGAGGGCAAGGCGGAUGGCUCGGCAGACGAUGACCUAGACAUGCAGGACGACCGGCUCUCGUACCUGUCCGCGCCGGGGAGUGAGUACUCCCUGUUCAGCGCCGACAGUCGCCACGCCUCAGACUACGACGACACGGACACAGAGGGCGGCACCUACACCGACCAGGAGGCGGACGAGGCACAGCACGUGAGCGCAGGGCGGCAGCAGCACCUGCAGCAGCAGCAGCAGCCCGAUGCUGCUAUGGUGCGAUGCUCUGAGCCAGCCAACCCUGUUCUAAGACUGCCCGAGCAACAGGCAGUGGUGGCUCAGCCCGGAAUGAGGGUUGUGAAGCCGGCCACGGCACGCUCAGCUGAACCCACCACCCAUGAUGACGAAGCAGCCAUUCAUCUGCAGCACCAUCAACCACAGCAGCAGCAGCAGCAACAGCCGGGAUACGUGAGGCCACAGUUGCUGCCAACACAGCCGGGCGGCCACUAUGAGAGUGUCAAGUUCAUCCCAGCCUCUGUACUGGACCCUGAAUAUGUUCCGCCACCGGCUGCCACUUCUGCGCAGUUGGCAGCGCUAGGUCACUUGCACAGGACUUCCUCGCAACCUAAACCCCCCCUCACUUUGCCGGGCUUACAGGUCCUGUCGGUUCGAAUGCCUAUCCCAGCGAGGCCCCCACCGUUGCCAGGAGUAGACGGAGCUCCUAGCAGCAGAAUGAGCAGGGCUUCAAGCUCAGAGUUACAGGAUCACAGUCCCCCACCUCCUUUCCACCCACACCCACCAAACCCUCAGGCAGCAGUGGCAGCAGCAGCACAUUGCACGCAGGCAGCGAUGAGCAGGGCCAGUAGUAGUGAAAUUCUGGGGGAUUCCAGCCCUCCUCCUGUCUACCACCCCGAGCCAGCCCCAGGCACCCAGCUUCGGAGUGAGGAGUCAUAUGGGAAAGAACCCACAUACCAGGAAGAUCACUCCCAGCCAAGUUUUGGUUUUCCAAAUGUGGACAACAAGCAGCAAUAUUAUUAUAAAGAUCACAACUACAAACCUCAACAACCGCGGUUUGACCAACCACCAGAACAUAUCUACACGAUACAGCCAUCCUACAGCUACAGCCAUCAAUUUCAAAAAGCUUAUAGCCAGCCAUCUAAAAGCCAUGAGAUGCAAACAAGGAGAAAGUCAUGGACUGCUGAUGCACAAAUAGCAAACUAUAAUCCGUCAUUUUCCAAUAACUCAGAAGGGCAUCAGCAGUCCCAUUCCUACAAAAGGCAGCAACCAGAGAACUACAAUGUCCAGCAGCCUCAGAAUUACGAGAAGCAGCACGUGAAUAACCACCACCAGUUCAACAGGACACCUGCUUACGAGACGCAGCACGCUCACAGGCAGACGGUGGAUUACAACUCCAACUACCACUACCAGAGCUACGACCUGCCGCCGAAUCGCCCGUACGGGCGGGACGCGCCCGGUGACUUCGAGGGCCACACGGCGCCCCCCCGAUACAGCUCCCCCAUCGGCGAGGAGGAGCCGCCGUACCCGCCGCGCUACGACGCGCACGGCUUCGACGGCAAGCGCGCCGCCCGGACUCCCGACUCGCAGAGCCCACGCGACGCGCCGGCGCGGGCCCACGGCAGCCGCAACGGGCCCACGUCGAGGGGCUACGGCGCGGGGGGAGCGGCGCCGGCCCCGUCGGCAGAAUCCCACGGGGGUCACGGCACGCUGCCCGCCGCAAGGCCUCCGCCGUCCGCUCACUACCAGAGGGCAAACGACGGCGAGGGCGGCGCGGACGGCCCCAAGAGCAAGCAGGCCAAGUCGGUGAUGAGCAGGAUAAAGAUGUUUGAAAACCUCGACAACAAGGCGAGGCAAGAGCGAUUACUCGAGCUCCAGGAGGCACAGCAAGCACGGGUGGAAAUCGCUCAGAACUUUCCAGAUAUCUAUGCAGUUCCUAACAAAGGAAAGCAACAAGAUGGGCAAGAGCAACCGCAGGCACACAGAACAGCGGAGACUCAGAGGGUAUCCGGGACAAGGGGCGAGGGGUUCGUUCCCCUGCCCCGACCGGCCCACAUGGACGGGGAGGAUGUGGACUCGGCACGGAGGUCCCUGCAGCAAUGCAAGCUCCCCCACCCAGUCAGCCCCACUGGACAGACGUCCCCCACUGCUCCCACUACCCCAUCACUCCCUGACACACCCAAACCCACCCACAACAGCAAGCCCACCUAUAGCAGAUUUUCUAGUCAGUCAAGUAGCUAUUACAGUGGCAGCGGAGGCGAUGUGAGAGUAUCGUACUGGAGCAAAUCCGUGGACCUGCCUGGUGAGGACGUGGGGCCAAAAGCAACGGAGAAAAGGACAGACGUCCCAUUCUGUGGCUCGGUUCAAAACACAGGGAUGCGUGCAGCGGGAAGCCAGCCCACACUCUUCGUGGUACCUGCUCAGGCAAAGCAGGGGCAGUCUGGACAGCAUCAAGGGUCGCAACAGACGACCAAUCCUCCUUCCUACCAUUACACAGGAAUGUCUCCCAGGGAGCAGCAAGCCCCCACAUCCAGGCAGGAGGAAGCCCCCCAGAGCAGUCACCAGGGCCCGUACCGCCAAACCUCCAGGGAGGACACGCUGCAGUCAAGAUACGGCUCGCACAGGACCUACGCUUUUCCCCAGGCCGCUUUGCCCAACAGCGGCAACGUCCCCUACCAGCCGCCAGCCUCGGCUCACGCAAAACCGUCGCAAAGCAACGACGGCCAUUACGCGCCCCCUGCGGCCGCGUAUGGCAAGGUGUUGGCGGCGAACGGCGGCGCCUGCGCCACCACGUACGCCGUGACGGCCGCGGCGCGCCACCCGGCCACCAGCAACAACAACAGCAGCAGCGGCGGCAGCAGCAGCAGCAACGGCGGCAGCAGCGGUAACCCCACGAGGGCGUUCGCGCCGCCGUUCGCCGCCCGCUUCCCCUCCGGGGGCGGCUACACGGGAGCGGCGAGGCCGUUCCAGCGCAGGUUCGACAGCCCCAAGUUCUCGCACAACUUGCUGCCCGAGGGGGCGGUGCGUGCGGGCGAUGGCGCGGCUGCGGCGGCGGUUGUCGGGGUUUCGCAAGCGCCGUCGCAGCACGAGUUCGACAGCGGCACGGACACGUUCCCGCGGCACGGCGACUACCGGCCAAAGAGCCACCUGGACGGCCUGAAUGCGACUCCUAAAGCCAUCCCUGUCAGCCCCAGUGCCUUAUCGGAGGAGGAAGGUCAUUCGGUGGUGGCAACAGCGAGAGGAGUCUUCGACAGCAAUGGUGGGGUGCUGAGCUCGGUGGAGACCGGAGUGAGUGUGGUUGUGCCACGCGGGGCCAUCCCUGAAGGCCUGGAGCAGGAGAUCUACUUCAAGGUGUGCCAGGACAACAGCAUCAUCCCUGCACUCGACAAAGAGAAAGGCGAGACUCUAUUGAGCCCGCUGGUGAUGUGUGGGCCUCAUGGACUACGCUUCCUCAAGCCUGUGGAGCUACGAUUGCCGCACUGCGCUGCCAUGAACCCUGAUGGCUGGUCCUUCGCACUCAAGUCCUCCGAGUCCAUCACAGGUGACCCGAGAAGAUGGCAUAACAUGGCCUUGCCAGGGGAUCCCAACUACAACAUUGGCGCCAACAGCGUCUCUGUGCUCAUUGACCACUUCUGAGGAAUUAAGGCCGUCCGAAACUACCGCCCCCCCGUUACGUUCAACACACUAACAUGGCACCAUCGUUGGUGGGGUCAUGGCCCUUUCAAAAAGGUUUUUGUACUGUGAAGAGAGAGACCCUUUUGACUCUUAGUAGGAAUAUUGCAUCAUCAACUUGAAUUGGGGUCCCUUUUUUCUAAACCACACGAUUUCUAACGUGCUGUAGAUUUUCUAACGAUGCAUCUUUAUAUUAUAUUGAGACUUCAAGUGCACCACGAGGUCAUACAAGCAACACCGUUGGGUCGUUUAUCCGCAUUUGUGCAUAUAUUAGUUUUUAGUUUUGAAAGUUUCCAGUAUAUUUCAAAAACACACACAGUAUUAUGUUUUGCUUCGUCCAGUCGACAUGUUACAUAUAUAAAUACCACAAGUAUUGUUUAUAUUUCAUCUUCUCUAAAUGGUAUUGAAUGCCUCAAUUGCUUACACUUCUUGUGCUGUCUGAAAUGGUACGUUUAAAUAGAGUUUGGUGGUACUUAGAGCUACGAUGUUAAAUGCUUGAAUUGGACACACUCAGGCACCGCAAAUCUUUACACUGUCUUUUUAUAUAGCAGUUAUAGCGAAUGCUUUCACUCGUCAUUUCCUACAGCUUUUCAUGGUCUCAAACAAGCCAGAACAGUAUGGCCACGCUGUACAUACUUUAAGAGAGAAAAAAAGAAAGUAUAUCAACUCUAGAUAUUUAUCCUUAAACCUUUAUUUUAGAAUCGGUCAUAACUGGAGAUGAUUGAGGCAAAAGUAGCACUCGUGCAACGUACAAUCAAUGUACAUAAACAAAACCCACUAUAACAGUGACAUUUUGACUCUUGAAGGAUAUUUUACAUUGGUUUUCUGUCAAUAUCAAUACAAAUGCCUUAUACAUUUUAUAACACGAAUGGGGUGUUAUGUUUUAUACUGCAAACAAGUGACCUGUGCAAGGUUGUUUUUUAUAUAAAGAAAAAUGACAAUUUUCUUUUUUCGAAUUACUUUCUUAAGUCUUUUUUUGACGGCUAUCGUUAAGUGAUGAUUCAGUGGCGCUUGAAUUGACACCAAGUCUAAAUCAUAGUUGAUUUGUCCAUUGUAGUGAAGGUAAGUGAAGCCAAGUUAUUUUGUAUGCAUUUGCACCAUCCACAUGUUACGUCAUCGUCAGUUAUAGUUUGUGAAAUACUGGUAAAAUGGAAAGUCGAUUCCUUGCUGUUUGAUACAAACUGUACAAUGCAUUCUAUUGUACUGGCCCCAUGGACUUCUUUCUCGUUAUGACAAAACUAAAUAAAAAAAUAUAUCUGCCUGCUUUUGAAGAAAAAAAAAUACAUAGCAAUAGUAGUUUAUCAUGGGAGAUCUUUUUACAGUUGCCCAUGAUGACAGAGCAAUAAGUAAUGAACAUGAAGCCACAUGUUGUGACUUAAAUGAAGUGAUUUAGACUCUGCAUGCUUUAUCUUUAAACGGAAUCCCAGAGCACUGUUUGUAAAGCUCAACAAUGCUAGAUUGAUGUUUUAACUAUUCUCAAUAUGCAACUCUGAGCAUAGGCCCCCAGUUAUGGCAGUCGAGGUUGACAGUAUUAGUUUCCUGUAGCUAUAGCAGCAUCCACAGACUUUAUCAGUAUUUCUUAAAGCAGUAUUUUAAGAUAUGUAAGCACGGGACAGCUUGUAAACAAUGUAAGCUGUUGCAGAUUGUUACACCUUUGUGUCAUUAUCAAAGAAUAAACAUAUUUGUGCACAAAUUGUAUUUGUGU